Messenger RNA from Hibiscus syriacus, 2980 nucleotides. Its product is annotated as beta-adaptin-like protein C. Gene Ontology annotation, cellular component: clathrin adaptor complex; membrane coat. Gene Ontology annotation, biological process: vesicle-mediated transport; intracellular protein transport. The record is from RefSeq and is a predicted model, not a curated record. Gene Ontology annotation, molecular function: clathrin binding. Lineage: Eukaryota; Viridiplantae; Streptophyta; Magnoliopsida; Malvales; Malvaceae.
CUCGUUUAUCUGAUUCCAUUUCACACAAUUGUUCACCACUCUCUUUAUACUUCUCUUCUUCGUCGACUCCAAUCGGCAACAUCAUCAAGAGGUCUCGGAGAGUGAGAUAUGAGCGGUCACGAUUCUAAGUACUUCUCGACGACGAAGAAGGGAGAAAUCCCUGAACUCAAGGAAGAGCUCAAUUCCCAGUAUAAGGAUAAAAGAAAAGAUGCUGUAAAGAAGGUUAUUGCUGCAAUGACGGUUGGUAAGGAUGUGUCAUCGCUGUUCACAGACGUGGUGAACUGCAUGCAAACAGAGAAUUUGGAGCUGAAAAAGCUUGUUUAUUUGUAUCUUAUAAAUUAUGCUAAAAGCCAGCCCGACCUUGCUAUUCUUGCAGUAAAUACAUUUGUAAAGGAUUCACAGGAUCCAAAUCCUCUCAUUCGUGCUUUGGCUGUUCGGACUAUGGGAUGCAUCCGUGUUGAUAAGAUCACGGAAUAUCUUUGUGAUCCCCUUCAGAGGUGCCUCAAGGACGAUGACCCCUAUGUCCGCAAGACUGCUGCCAUAUGUGUUGCUAAACUUUAUGAUAUAAAUGCUGAGUUGGUUGAGGAUAGGGGUUUUCUGGAAUCUCUCAAGGAUUUGAUAUCUGACAACAACCCAAUGGUUGUAGCUAAUGCUGUGGCAGCUCUUGCUGAGAUACAAGAGAAUAGUAGUGGACCAAUAUUUGAAAUCACAACCCCCAUGCUUACAAAGCUCCUUACUGCUCUUAAUGAAUGCACAGAGUGGGGUCAAGUUUUUAUACUUGAUGCUCUCUCCCGAUAUAAGGCAGCUGAUGCUCGUGAAGCAGAAAAUAUUGUGGAAAGAGUUACACCACGACUUCAACAUGCUAAUUGUGCUGUUGUACUUUCAGCUGUUAAGAUGAUUCUUCAACAAAUGGAACUUAUCACUAGCACUGAUGUUGUUCGAAAUCUUUGCAAAAAGAUGGCUCCUCCUCUUGUGACAUUACUCUCUGCAGAACCCGAGAUACAAUAUGUUGCAUUGCGGAAUAUCAACCUCAUAGUACAAAGGCGGCCUACAAUUCUUGCCCAUGAAAUCAAGGUAUUCUUCUGCAAGUACAAUGAUCCCAUUUAUGUGAAGAUGGAGAAGUUAGAAAUCAUGAUAAAGCUUGCUUCCGACCGAAAUAUAGACCAGGUUUUAUUGGAGUUCAAAGAAUAUGCAACAGAAGUAGAUGUAGAUUUUGUUAGAAAGGCUGUUCGUGCCAUCGGUCGAUGUGCUAUCAAGUUAGACAGAGCAGCUGAACGGUGCAUUAGUGUUCUGCUUGAGUUGAUCAAGAUUAAAGUGAACUAUGUUGUUCAAGAGGCUAUUAUAGUUAUCAAAGAUAUAUUUAGAAGAUAUCCUAACACGUAUGAAUCUAUCAUUGCAACCCUUUGUGAGAGCUUGGACACCUUAGAUGAGCCAGAAGCUAAGGCAUCAAUGAUAUGGAUAAUUGGAGAAUAUGCCGAAAGAAUUGACAAUGCUGAUGAGCUCCUUGAAAGCUUCUUGGAGAGUUUCCCUGAAGAACCUCCCCAAGUUCAACUGCAGCUGCUAACUGCGACAGUCAAACUCUUUCUUAAGAAGCCAACAGAAGGCCCACAGCAGAUGAUUCAGGUUGUAUUGAAUAAUGCUACGGUGGAAACUGACAAUCCUGAUUUACGGGACCGUGCGUACAUUUAUUGGCGCCUUCUAUCAACUGAUCCCGAGGCUGCUAAGGAUGUUGUGUUAGCUGAGAAACCUGUGAUCAGUGAUGAUUCAAACCAACUAGAUUCAUCCCUUCUUGAUGAGCUUCUUGCCAACAUUGCUACACUAUCUUCUGUCUAUCACAAACCUCCUGAGGCUUUUGUAACUCGCACAAAGACUGCAACUCCAAAAACUGAAGAUGAUGAGUACCCUGAUGGAAAUGAUACUACUAGGUAUUCUGAAACACUUUCUAAUGCUGUUAAUGGUGGUGCAUCACCACCAACCAGUUCAAGUAGCGUCCCAAAUGCUGCAGCUUGGCAGCCAGCUCCUGCACCUGCUCCUGUGCCUGAUCUGUUAGGUGAUCUGAUUGGUAUUGAUAACAAUCAAAUUGUCCCCGCUGAUCAGCAUGCCACAUCUGCUGGCCCCCCUUUGCCUGUUUUGUUGCCAGCAUCAACUGGACAGGGUUUGCAAAUCAGUGCACAGUUAGUUCGACAGGAUGGUCAAAUAUUUUACAGUUUGCUGUUUGAGAAUAACACACAGAUCACUAUUGAUGGAUUCAUGAUUCAGUUUAACAAGAAUUCAUUUGGUCUGGCAGCUGCGGGACCUCUUCAGGUUUCCGGGUUGGCACCGGGAGAAUCAGCAAGAACAUUGCUGCCAAUGGUAUUGUUCCAGAAUAUGUCUCCUGGUCCUCCAAACUCCCUUCUGCAGGUUGCUGUUAAAAAUAGUCAGCAACCAGUUUGGUACUUCAAUGAUAAAAUCCCGUUGCACGUGUUCUUUACUGAGGAUGGGAGGAUAGAGCGAACUAGUUUUCUUGAGACAUGGAGAUCACUACCAGAUUCGAAUGAGGUCCUAAAAGAAUUCCCAGGCAUGGUGACCAGUGCUGAAGCUACCCUUGACCGGCUAGCUGCUUCAAACAUGUUCUUCAUAGCAAAACGUAAGCAUGCCAACCAGGACGUAUUCUACUUCUCAGCCAAGAUCCCUCGAGGUAUACCUUUCUUGAUUGAACUUACAAUGAUAAUCGGAAGCCCGGGUGUGAAGUGCGCAGUGAAGACCCCAAAUCCUGAGAUGGCACCACUGUUUUUUGAAUCCAUUGAGACAUUCCUCAUGGCAUGAUGAUUGUUUUCCCCUGUUAUGUGGUUAUAAAUUUCCAGUGCAUGUUAAAUUCAUGAGCAGCCUGGGUUUUAGAUUUACUUCAAAUAAUCCCUGCUUUUCUGCUUUCUAGUUUUCUUUUGCCUUCAUUUAUUGUUCUUUUUAGUGUGUUAAAUACUACCAUAUGUACGAUUGUGGA